AAUAAGCAACCAAGGGCGCAUCCAAGUGAACUAGGGUUGCUAUUUACUACUAGACGGAGCCACCCAUCCUAGAAAAUAUAGUGCCCUCCGAGGCUCCAACCAUGUCUAUAUCUGUGGAGCCUCUUAUUGUUGGGCGGGUUAUUGGAGAAGUUCUUGAUUCAUUCAACCCAUGCAUGAAGAUGAUAGUAACCUACAAUUCAAACAAGCUUGUUUGUAAUGGUCAUGAAUACUACCCAUCAGCGGUUGUAUCUAAACCAAGAGUUGAGGUCCAGGGGGGUGAUAUGCGGUCUUUCUUCACAUUGGUUAUGACAGACCCAGAUGUGCCAGGACCAAGUGAUCCAUAUCUAAGGGAACACCUACAUUGGAUUGUAACUGAUAUACCUGGAACAACAGAUGCCUCUUUUGGACAGGAAAUCAUAAGCUAUGAGAGCCCAAAGCCCAGCAUUGGCAUCCACAGGUUCAUUUUUGUGCUCUUCAAGCAGAAGCACAGGCAAACUGUAGUUGUGCCAUCCUCUAGGGAUAAUUUCAAUACACGGAGGUUUGCUGAGGAGAAUGAACUUGGCCUUCCUGUGGCCGCCGUCUACUUCAAUGCUCAGAGAGAGACUGCGGCCAGGAGGCGCUAAAAAAUCCAGCUCUCAUUGUACCAGCUGUGAUAAAUAAAAGCCGUCCAAUAGUUUCUCCUGUGGUCAACAUUGUCCGCCACACAACUAGGUUGUGGAUCAAUGCUUCAUUACUACAUCAUUUGCCUCUAGAAAAUCUACAAUAAACCAAAUGCAUUUUACAGAAUGUAUUAGUAUCAAAUUGUGUUUUCUGCAUCAAAUAAAUAUGUAACGGAUUGUUCUUGUAAGAAGUAAGAUUGAGAGUCAUGCUAAAUACCAGUGCAUUCACAUGCCAAUCUUAGCAACCUAUCACUGGA
This is a messenger RNA of Oryza brachyantha (malo sina), 916 nucleotides long. RefSeq names its product CEN-like protein 2. The coding region runs from base 102 to 623 and encodes 173 amino acids. The record is from RefSeq and is a predicted model, not a curated record. The transcript has 4 exons. NCBI's taxonomy places the organism in Eukaryota, Viridiplantae, Streptophyta, Magnoliopsida, Poales, Poaceae.